Molecule: messenger RNA, 2817 nt
Organism: Lichtheimia ornata
Lineage: Eukaryota; Fungi; Mucoromycota; Mucoromycetes; Mucorales; Lichtheimiaceae
Exons: 10
Coding region: 1-2817 (938 amino acids)
Biological process (GO): inositol phosphate biosynthetic process; inositol metabolic process
Cellular component (GO): cytosol
Molecular function (GO): diphosphoinositol pentakisphosphate kinase activity; 5-diphosphoinositol pentakisphosphate 1-kinase activity; inositol hexakisphosphate kinase activity
Source: RefSeq, a predicted model, not a curated record
AUGCCAGCAGCUCUCUCACCUUCGCCACUCGUUGCUCAACACAGCGGUUCUUCUUCUAGUGGUAGAGGCAAAUACGUGGUUGCUGUAUGUUGUCUCGACAAGAAGGCCCGAUCCAAGCCCAUGCGUCACAUUCUAGAUCGGCUUCUCAGUUAUGGCGAUUACAGUAUUGUUAUUUUUGGUGACAAGACGAUCCUUGACGAAGAGGUGGAAAAUUGGCCUGGAUGUGAUUUCUUGAUCUGCUUCUUUUCUGGUGGAUUCCCUUUGGACAAGGCUAUCAAAUAUGUAAAGCUACGCAAGCCAUUCGUUGUCAAUAGCGUGGUGAUGCAGUCGUUGCUUUGGGACCGACGAGUUGUACUUGCUAUUUUGGAUGCAAUGGGUAUUCCAACCCCUCCACGCCUGAUUGUGUCUCGUGAUGGUGGACCCAAGGUGGAUCCUGAAGCAGCUGAAGCCUUUGAACAAUGCACUGGGAUGGAUAUGAAGAGAGUGCUUGCAGCCUAUAUGCGUAAUACCGAUCAUGUGCAAAUCACUGGUGAUGCCAUUGAAGCGGAUGGGAAGCAUUUGGACAAGACAUUCAUUGAGAAGCCGGUGGAUGGAGAGAAUCACAAUAUCAACAUUUACUAUUCCAAAGAAAAGGGUGGCGGUGGUAGAAGAUUGUUUCGUAAGAUCGGAAACAAGUCGAGUGAAUACGAUCCCAAUUUGGUUACUCCAAAGACCGAAGGUUCAUGGGUGUACGAGCAACUGAUGGAGACUGAAAACAGCGAGGACAUCAAAUUAUACACAGUGGGCCCUACCUUUGUCCAUGCAGAGACUCGCAAAUCUCCUACAGUGGAUGGAUUGGUCAAACGUAACACCGAAGGCAAAGAGAUUCGCUAUUGCACCGAGCUUUCCCCCGAAGAAGAAGAUAUUGCUCGCAAGGUGUCCAAAGCAUUUGGCCAAUUUGUGUGUGGAUUGGAUUUAUUGCGUGUGAAUGGCAAAUCGUAUGUGAUCGAUGUCAAUGGUUGGAGCUUUGUCAAAGGCAGCGACUUUUAUUAUGACCAAUGUGCAAGAUUGUUGAGUGAAGCAUUUGAUCGAUCUGUACAACGACGUCCUUCCAUGGUGGAUAUGAUUCCCCCUGAAAUUGCACCUGAACAUUCAUGGCGUCUCAAGGGCUUUGUUGCCGUAUUUCGUCAUGCGGAUCGUACACCCAAAGACAAGUGCAAGAUAUCCACCAAGGCCCAGCCUUUUAUCGAUUUAUUGGAUGGCAGCACGCAAGAAGUGGUCUUUCGGCAAAAGCAUCAGUUGUCUCUCGUUGCCAAAGCUGUGGAUGAAUCUCUUGAACAGAGUCCUGCUGAUGCUGACAAACUCAAGGCGCUCAAAGAGAUUCUCGAGAAAAAGUGGGAUCUGGCGGGUACCAAGGUUCAAGUCAAGCCCCAAUUCGAUCGUGAAGAUGGCAGUCUCAAAAAAGUCCAAGUCAAUGUCAAGUGGGGAGGCGAGUUUACGCAUGCUGGCUUGCAUCAAUCACGCGACCUGGGUGAAAACCUACGCAAGGAUAUGAACAUCAUGAAUAGAAACAUUCUGGAGGAUGUCAAGAUCUUCAGUAGUUCCGAACGACGUGUACGAGCCACAGCUGAUGUGUUUGCAAGACGUUUCCUUGGACAACCUGAAUCCAUUGAUGGCAUUAUUUCCGAGAGCAAAUCAUUGUUGGAUGAUAGCAACGCCGCCAAGGAACAAGUGGAUGCAGCCAAGCGACAUCUUAAAGCAAUGAUUCGACCUGGUUACGACAUCCCACAAUUGCAACUAGCACAAGUUGGAUGGCCACGCGAUAUGCCACAGCCUCACGUGAUUAUGCAAGAAAUCAGCCUCAUCAUGUCACGUUUACGACACAUCAUGCGCAACAAUUGGGCUACCAAGGAUGUUGAUCAAAUCCAACGACGAUGGUGUUGCUUUGAAUCACCAGCCCUCUUUCGAGAACGAUGGGAAAAGAUGUUUAGAAACUUUUGCGAUCAUGGCAGUGGUGAUGAGAGUGAUGAAGCCGAUAUCCGCAAUCGUAUGCAUUCAGCACCUGACCCAGCUUGGAUUCCCGAAUUAUAUGAUGCAUUGAAAUACGACGCCUUGCACAACCGACCUUUCCUCCAAGGCAUCUUUAAUGAUCCUGAAGCUACCUGCUCCGUUGAUAAUGAAAGCACUUCCACCGAUACCAGCAGCUCAACAACCCGUGGUCGACCUUCUACUGAUUCAUUCAAUGCUGUCCAAUGCGGUUCAGAGCUACGCAAGUUGUACAAAUACGUGCGUAUCAUGUUUGAUUUUGUGGCACCCCAAGAAUACGGCAUCAAUGAUGAGGAAAAGAAGAAUAUCGGCCUACUCAUUGGAUUACCCCUGUUGAAAUCUAUCCUCAAUGAUCUCAAAGAUAUCAAGUAUGCUGAUCAUCCAAAGACAAGAUUGUACUUCACAAAAGAAUCCCAUGUCCACGCCUUGUUGAAUUUGGUGUACCUUUCAGGUGUACCUACCAAGGUCCCUCGUAACGCAUUGCCUGAAUUAGAUUUCCUUACACAAAUCACAUUCGAGUUGUAUGAGCGUAAUCGACAUAGCGGAUCGGGCAAGGAGUACUCGCUUCGUAUUGGUUUUAGUUCUGGUGCCCAUUACAAGGAUGUAUUGGAUAUGCAUUUGGAUGCAGAGCAUUGUCUUAAGGUGGCUCCUCGAACUAAUCUGAUCCCACACUUGUCAUUGGAUGAGGUGCUUGCUUACCAUAAUUCCUAUCUCAACCUUCCCAAUCUGGAGAGCAUCGAACGACAGAUUGAAGAGCGGAAGCUGUAUUACGUACAAGAGGAUAAUCAAUAG